Lotus japonicus is the source of this 1917-nucleotide messenger RNA. Its product is annotated as CBL-interacting serine/threonine-protein kinase 3-like. The record is from RefSeq and is a predicted model, not a curated record. Gene Ontology annotation, molecular function: ATP binding; protein kinase activity. Gene Ontology annotation, biological process: signal transduction; protein phosphorylation. The transcript has 11 exons. The coding region runs from base 479 to 1495 and encodes 338 amino acids. Lineage: Eukaryota; Viridiplantae; Streptophyta; Magnoliopsida; Fabales; Fabaceae.
AGACAUAUAGAGAUUAUAUAUGGUGGCUGGCUACAACAACCAAAAUCCCAGAAAAAAUUCUCUUGUUUUUUCUUUGCCCCACAUAUAUUUAUAUUAAUUUUAUCAUUAUUAUUAUUAGACACAUACAUUUGAAUUUGAUUGAAGCAGAUAAGUAUUGAGAAGUAACUGUCCAAGUUUCUGCCAGAAUUCUAUGCACAGAAAAUGCAAAUAUCAGGCACAUGAGUUUUGUCUAGUUGCAGAGCAGUCGUUGGUAGUUGUCUCAAAAUUCUCUUUCUCUUCUCUUCUCUUCUCUUCUCUUCUCUUGCCUUUUCCUCAUAAUCAAAAGCCAGAGCCAUUUUUGCAGUGUGCAUCAUCAUCAUCUAGCUACCUUUCCUUCAUUCCUUCACUGACCUGCAGAAUUUCAGACAUUCUUAUCUCCACAGAGUUUGUUGUUGAAGUAUAUUCCUUAUAAGUGUGUAGAAGUUCAAGUUUAUAGAGAAUGAAUCAGCCUAAGAUUAAGCGCCGUGUGGGUAAAUAUGAGGUUGGGAGGACCAUUGGUGAGGGAACAUUUGCAAAGGUGAAAUUUGCAAGGAACUCUGAGACAGGGGAAGCUGUGGCUCUCAAAAUUCUUGACAAAGAGAAGGUCCUCAAGCACAAGAUGGCUGAACAGAUUAAGCGGGAAGUAGCUACAAUGAAGUUAAUCAAGCAUCCAAAUGUGGUUCAGCUGUAUGAGGUCUUGGGAAGCAAGACGAAAAUAUAUAUGGUUUUGGAGUUUGUGACUGGGGGAGAGCUCUUCGACAAAAUUGUAAACCAUGGACGGAUGUGUGAAGAUGAAGCACGUAGAUAUUUCCAGCAACUGAUAAAUACAGUUGAUUAUUGCCAUAGCAGGGGUGUCUACCACAGAGAUCUUAAGCCAGAAAAUUUGCUAUUAGAUGCUUGCGGGAAUCUUAAAGUUUCUGAUUUUGGGUUGAGUGCACUCUCCCAGCAAAUUAAGGAUGAUGGACUACUACAUACUACAUGUGGAACUCCAAAUUAUGUUGCUCCAGAGGUCCUUAAUGAUAAAGGCUAUGAUGGAGCAACUGCAGAUUUGUGGUCAUGUGGGGUGAUUCUCUUUGUAUUGGUUGCGGGUUACUUGCCUUUUGAUGACCCUAAUCUUAUGGAAUUGUAUAAAAAAAUCUCAGCAGCAGAAUUUACUUGCCCCCCAUGGCUUUCUUUCAGUGCCCGGAAAUUGAUAACUCGAAUCUUGGAUCCCAAUCCCAUGACUCGUAUCACUAUAGCUGAGAUUCUGGAAGAUGAAUGGUUUAAGAAAGAUUAUAAGCCUCCAAUUUUCCAGGAGAAUGGGGAAACCAACCUCGACGAUGUAGAAGCCGUCUUUAAAGAUUCUGAAGAGCACCAUGUGACAGAGAAGAAAGAAGAGCAGCCAACAGCAAUGAAUGCAUUCGAGUUAAUUUCCAUGUCCAAAGGGCUCAACCUUGAAAACUUGUUUGAUGUUGAGCAGGUUCACAUUUUCACAUGAUUAGAUACUUUCUAAGUGUGUGUUUGGGUGCCAAUUGAGUGCAAUGUGAAUGAACUUUUCAUCUUAAUCCAUCAAAAGAGUUUCGUUCAGUUUUUGCCUUUUAAGUAUGCGCUAAUGUCUGUUGCAAUAUCCAAACACAAUCUAAAUUAUUUUAUGAUUGUGGUGGAUAUGUUUAAUUCAAAUACAGGGAUAACAUUGGCAUUACAUUAAUGUUAACAUGUACACUAGUUGUUUCUUUUGAUAGACAAAAACCUAGUUAACUUUGUAGAAACUUGAGAUGAGAACUUAUCUUUGAAUCCCAACAUGAGCAUAGUAUGAGAAAGUUACUGCAUUUGUUUUAUUCUUAUGUCAUUUACUUCAGGGAUUUAAAAGGGAAACAAGAUUCACAUCAAAGUCCCCUGCCAAUGAGAUAAUCAGCAAGA